Sphenostylis stenocarpa is the source of this 1062-nucleotide messenger RNA. The record is from the annotation of a GenBank genome assembly. NCBI's taxonomy places the organism in Eukaryota, Viridiplantae, Streptophyta, Magnoliopsida, Fabales, Fabaceae.
AUGAGGAGAAGGAGUAGAGAUGACUUGUGUAAAGGGAACAACCUAAGAGGCGACGCGUGUCCAAUUACAGCUGUAUCCCAACUCCAGAGGCAACCGCUUCCCAGCAAAGAAACCCUUCCCAUUCUCUUCAUCAAACCAUUACAGAAUAACACCAUGAUGGCAGUAAGCCGAAAGGACAUGGACCGGAUCAAGGGUCCAUGGAGCCCGGAAGAGGACGAGGCCUUGCAGAAGCUGGUAGAGAGGCUCGGACCGAGAAACUGGACGGCCAUCAGCAGGUCAAUCCCAGGCCGCUCUGGAAAAUCCUGCAGACUCCGAUGGUGCAACCAGCUCUCACCCCAGGUCGAGCACCGGGCCUUUACGCCUGAAGAGGACGACAAGAUAAUCCGGGCCCAUGCCCGCUUCGGGAACAAGUGGGCCACCAUAGCCCGCCUCCUCUCGGGCCGCACCGAUAACGCCAUCAAAAACCACUGGAACUCAACCCUAAAACGCAAGUGCGCCUCCAUCAUGAUCGCAGACGAUCCCGCCGCCGCCGCUGCCGGUUUCAGUCCGCAGCCGCUCAAGCGCUCCUUCAGCGCCGGUGCUGCUCUGCCCCCGGGUAGCCCCUCCGGAUCCGAUGUGAGUGAGACCAGCGCCCCCGGGGUAGUCUCCCCAUCGCACGUCUUCCGGCCUGUGCCGGUUCGACCGGUGGUGGAGACGGCGUCGUCAUGCGACGACGGACCUACCACUUCACUGUCGCUGUCUCUUCCCGGCGUGGAGUCAUCCGAUACCUCGAAUCGGACGACAACGGUGCCAGCAAAUCCCGUUCCAGUGGUGGUGCCGAUGGCCACCGUGGCGACUUCUGCAGCAGAGGUUGGGUUGGGAUCGUUGAAUUUUAGUGCGGAGUUUAUGUCGGUGAUGCGUGAGAUGAUAAGGAAGGAGGAGUUUAUGGCGUUGAUGCAUGAGAUGAUUAGGAAGGAGGUUCGAAAUUACAUGGAACAGCAGAAUGGGAUGUGUUUCCAGGGUGUGGAUGGGUUUAGGAACAUGUCGGUGAAGCGAAUUGGGAUUAGCAGGGUUGAUUCUUAA